Molecule: messenger RNA, 1074 nt
Organism: Aspergillus terreus NIH2624
Lineage: Eukaryota; Fungi; Ascomycota; Eurotiomycetes; Eurotiales; Aspergillaceae
Exons: 4
Coding region: 1-1074 (357 amino acids)
Source: RefSeq, a predicted model, not a curated record
AUGGCAAGCCCCCAGUCGGUCGCGUCUCCUAGGCGCAGUCGAGGUUUCAGCUUGAAGUCCGACAAAUCUCAUCAUUCCAGCAACUCCGGCAGUCACCACAAAGUCCAUCUCUCUGAAUCUGCAGAAGAAAAACACAGACGCACUCUACAUACCAAAGCCGACCCGAUGGUUGCUAUGAGCGAAGCCCAACCAAUGGCGGUUGCACUCGAAAAGUCGAAUUUGGGCAACCUGAGGGCCAUGCAGCACAAAGAUCAAUUCGGGAAUGUCAUCACUGAUCCCGAUCUUUCCAAUCCCACCCGUCCUCGUCUUGAGCGCCCGUUAGACACUAUCCGAUCGUUCGAAGCGGCGAUCUAUGGAACAUACACUGGCAGGCCGGCCUCGUAUGCGAAAACCGGCCACAACGGAUACGCAAAUCGCGGGUACGGUGAACAAGAAGGCUACUACAACGGCCGAGGGACGUAUUCACGACCGGAUAGCUAUGUCGAAGGCGGUUACGGUGCUGGUCCACCCCCCGAGAAUUACUAUCCAUACAACCAGAUGAGCGGUCGACCGCGACCACGCCACCACCCACGCAUGAACUCGGAGCACUACGGAAACAAUGCGUCCAACGGAUACGCCCAGAACGGCUAUGCUCAGAACGGUUACGGGCAGAAUGGUUACCACAAGUCAUACGAGAACGUGACGGCGGCAUCAGGCUCCGGAAGCAACACAGAGCCAUGGGGAAAUUCGACCGAUCCAAGUUCGGUGAACAGUUCGAUAGACCAACUGCAACAACAGCAGCGAAUGGACGAGCGAUCGGUCGCGGACAACUUUGGCUUCCAGGGAUUCGGCCCAGGGCCGAAUCUCAACGGCAAAGUAGCUGCUUCAGGUGGGGCUGGGCCUGAGAGAAUCGUGCUGGGUAAUAACCAGAGCUCCGCUCCAGCCACCGACUCUGGCGGUCCGGUAGGAGGUGGACCUGCACCCACCACCCGCCGUCAACUGCGCAAGACGAACAACGUUCCUACCGCAGCGCCCGCAGCAGCGGGUGAUACGAAGCGGAAGAGUUGGUUCAAGCGACGAUUCAGCAAAGACUAA